UUUAUAAUUUACAAUGAACAAAGAAAAAGCUUUGUUAGAAAAUUUAAUAGCAUCAAAAAAAAUAUUAAACGGAAAAUAAUGGAAAUGAAACGUGGUGUUAUAGAUUCUGACAACUAUUACCGUGAUGUAUUUAAGCCAAUAAUCGAACCAUUAAGUACACGGACAGAAAAAAAUACUUUAUGUAACUCACAACCAACUAAAUUAAAAAAAAUAGAAACCAUAUGCUCUAGUAACGAAGAUGAUGACGAUGAAUUAAAUUCAUCAUUUGAACAUUUUUUCAAUAACAAACGUUCUACAAUAAAACGAUACGAUAAAUCCUACGGUAUGUAUUAUGAUAAAGUCAGUGAUUCAUAUAAAAUUGGAAAACAUACUAUAACUUUUAGUCAUGGUAACUUACAGCUGCUCGAUAAAUACUAUCCUUGGACUAUAGGACUAUGGUCUUUAUUAUGUGAGAAGAAACCGAAAAAAACAACUAUAGAAGAUAUAGAAAACUAUUACAACAUUUUGAAAACUACUGGAGUUCAUUUAAAAGAAGAUGGGAAACCUAAAACCUCAAGGUAUCAUAAAUGGUCAGUCGUUGUAAAACCUCUGUAUGAUCGAAUGAAACAUGAAGAAAAACAGUUAAACGAACAUAUAGCUAAAAUUAAUAACCUUAGAUCUCCUCAAAUUAACUUAACACCACAUUAAGGAUCAUUUAUCUAGUUCGAACGCUAAACGUAGUAAUGUUAAUGAUGAUACGACUAUGAAAAACGAACCAUUUUAUUUUAAUCCAGAAGCAAACAGUUCUAUGGUUACAGAUCCCGCAGUUGAAAAUAUGUUUAAUUUUACUUUAACACCGCAGCCUAAGAAAGGUUCAGGUUUAUAUAAAGAUGUAAUACCGCAAACACAAUUAGUUUAUUAUGACGACCCAAAUGAACUAAAGAAUUACGCGAAAGAAAUAUUAUAGUUUAAUGACAACCUUAGAGAGUAUAGCUAAUGAGCUUCAUCGACCAGCGAGAAAAAUAUUUCCUAGACGUAGUGUAGUAACGCGGUUUAUUGACGACCUCUGGCAAGCUGAUUUAAUGGAUAUGCAAUCUCAUUCUAGACAGAAUUAUGGUUUUAAAUAUAUUUUAGUUGUCAUAGACACAUAUAGUAAGUACGUUUGGGUGGAAGCGUUGAAAAAUAAAACAUCAAAGGAAUGUACAAAUGGUAUGUUUAAUAUAUUGAAAAAAGCUCAUCCAAAAUUGUUACAAACAGAUAAUGGUACAGAAUUUUAUAAUAUUCAAUUUCAAAAUUUA
This is a messenger RNA of Aphis gossypii (cotton aphid), 1277 nucleotides long. RefSeq lists its product as uncharacterized. Lineage: Eukaryota; Metazoa; Arthropoda; Insecta; Hemiptera; Aphididae. The coding region runs from base 79 to 687 and encodes 202 amino acids. The transcript has 2 exons. The record is from RefSeq and is a predicted model, not a curated record.